Fragaria vesca subsp. vesca is the source of this 1262-nucleotide messenger RNA. RefSeq lists its product as uncharacterized. The transcript is spliced from 10 exons. Gene Ontology annotation, cellular component: nucleus. Gene Ontology annotation, biological process: regulation of DNA-templated transcription. NCBI's taxonomy places the organism in Eukaryota, Viridiplantae, Streptophyta, Magnoliopsida, Rosales, Rosaceae. The record is from RefSeq and is a predicted model, not a curated record. The coding region runs from base 60 to 1262 and encodes 400 amino acids.
GUAGAUGGUACUGUUAUCACAGAAGAGGAGGCUUCUGCGGAUGAUUGGAAGUGUAUGAAAUGCAGGGGGAAAUGCAACUGCAGUGUGUGCAAGUUGCGAGCCGGUCAAAAACCUCAUGGUCGAGUUGUGCCAGCAAAUCCUUCUGUGGAGGGUCUGAGCCAAAGGGAAAGAGGAAGGCCAAGGCUCCUAAGGAACCCCGUAAAGUGAAGGCAAAGGAGGAAGUAGUUGGCCCUGAACUUCCUCUGCCUUUGGGGGUUCCUUUAACAACUGUUGCGGGCAUUGAACUACAUCCUCAGGAUGUAGGACAUACCCUACAGUUUAUACAGUUCUGCGUGGCCUUUGAAGAGGUUUUUGGAUUCAGCAAAGCACAAGCUGAAUCUCUUCUCAGAGACCUAGUGCUUCAACAGUACACCUCCGUAUUUCAAUUCCACGCCAGACUCUUAUCUGUACAGGAGGUGGAAUUAAAAGAAGAAAUCAGGCCUUUGAACAAAGAUUCCUGGUUUGAACAUUUGAGGUGCUACUUCUCUGAGUCUCAACUCCUACUAAAGGAACUGCCCUCAGAUUUCUUUAGUAGAGGAGUUGAGGGGUACCACUCCUUGGACUUCUCCCAGAAGCUUAGAGUCCUGAAUUUCCUUUGUGAUGAGGCUCUUGACACUGAAAAACUGAGCAAAUUUAUAGAAAGCCAAGAAGGAAUAUUCACUCAGAGUAAGAAAGAAGCAAACCAAAAAGUUUCUGCUGCAAAGGCUAAGGAGCUAAGUCUCAAAGGGGAGCUGAAAACUGAGGUGGCCAAGAUCAAGGCCAUUGCUUCAGAAGAAAAUGCUGCUUCAUCUUCAGAUCACGAAACUACAAUUUCGCGAUUAAAGAGUGAAGUAGCUCAAGCUCAUGCAGAAUUGCUUCAAGCCAAAGCCUUGAAAUCAAAAUUGAUAGCACAUGAUUCAAUACGAACAGAGCCUUAUCUGUUCGAUGAAAAUGGUCAUGCGUUUUGGAGAUUGACAGGCUAUGAUGCUGGAAAGGAUAUGUUGCUUCAAGAUGUGGGAACUUGGGAUCCAUUUACAUCAUCUGAUGAAAAGUGGUUCCUGUAUGGAGAAGAAAAGAAAGAAGCUGUAGAAAAAUACUGCUCUUCUGUAAGGACUAGAAAGCUUAUGAAUGAAAACCUGUCUCAAACACUUCCUUCAAGUUCUGGAAGUACGGAUGAAGAGAAGCUUGAAAAUGGGAGUACUGGAGGCGAAGAAGGCAUAGCCAAAAGUAGUGCAGAAGAGUAA